UGUAAGGUGCCAAAAAAAAAAAGGAUCUGGAGGAUGGAUGCUCCUUACAAUCCUGAAAACACAUUAUUCUGUCCCAGGAUGUUCAGUUCCGAUAGGCCACUGGGAGAGGGGGACCUGCGGAAAUUACUGAAGCUGUACCGCACGGAGAUUGCAAUGGCAGUGGAUGAUGUUUUCCCAUUACUUCAUGGACUUGCUGAUCAUGAAGUUGUUUCUGAAGAGAUGUUCAAGAAUACUAUCCAUCUGAAAGAGAAGGAAGGCUGUCACAAGGCUUUUCAUGCGAUGCUGACAUGGCUGCUGCGCCAGGAUUCACCUUCCAUCCAGGACUUCUGGAGAGUACUUUUCAAGGAUUACAACCUGGAGAGAUAUUCCAAGCUGCAGUCCAUUCGGAGCAACUUUCCUAAAGAUCUGGAUCUCAGCAGGCAUCGCAAAGCAAGGAAACUUGCUAUCAGCUCUAAGGGAGUGGCUCAACAGAAAUCUCAAGGGAAACGGAAAGCCACAGAUGAAAAAGACUCUUUGCACCUACCUCAACCCUCAGUGAAAGGCGACCCACACCUUGGGAACACCAUGCCAAGGGCAAAGACUGUGAAGAAAUCAGAGAAUGUUGAGGUUCAGCACUACCCACUUCCAAAUGGAGAUGCUAAGAAAUGUAUCAAAGCUGGUGGUGAGUUGUAUGUGACAAGCAAACUGGAGGAGCUUGGAGAGAGAAGCAAAGUUCGUGAACUGAAGCCUAGCGUAAAAGUCAAAGAAUCCCAGGGCCCUGAAUAUAAUGGAGUGCAGAAAACAAGUUUGCAGGAUGGGUGUCACGUCAUCCCUUUUCAUUCUGUGGAUCCAGCCCCUCCUCAGCAGAAGAACGAUGAUGAAUGUGCUGUCUGCAGGGAUGGUGGGGAGCUGAUCUGCUGUGAUGGAUGCCCCAGGGCCUUUCAUCUUGCCUGCCUUGUGCCACCACUGACAGAGAUUCCCAGCUUGUCCAUUUCUUUCUCCCUCUCUCUUUCCUUGCUACACAUGAUCACACCCCUGUCUCUCUGCUAUGCGACAUGGGGCAGUGGGACAUGGAGGUGUGAUUCCUGCUCACCCGGGAAGGUGAAACAAGAUGGGCGUGAUGAAGAAGAGACCAUCAGAGGGCAACGUUUUCAAACUCAGGGUGCUGUAUAUGUCCAGAGGACAACUGAAGAUGGGAGGAGAGUUCUCAUCAAAGAACCUGUGGUGGGAGCCUCCUUCAGACAGCCUCUGACUUCCCUGUCCCCAACGCCUGUGGCAGUACCACCAACAGUACAGAGUGUGGGAACGGACAGACAGCUGAAACUGACUAUUGGUGAAAAAUGUGGCAUAUGCAGAAAGGGGGGAGACUUGAUCUAUUGCAAUAAAUGUUUCAGGGCUUUCCACUGGCUCUGCCAUUUUCCAGUCCAUGCAGAUCAAAUCAGUGGAAUCUUGAUCUGCAAGUCCUGCUCCAAUAGCCCUUCAGCCGUCAACUUGGAAGGAGCAGCAACUUCACACACCCCAACACUAAGAGCAGUAAAGGUGGUGGAAGAAUCUGCUGGAACUGAACCUGUUCUGAAUAAAGAUGAGCUGGACUCUCUCAUAGGGGAGAAUACUUUUGAUGGGAUCCUGCAUUGGGCAUUCCAGAGCAUGUCUCGUCCAUUGGCAGACAACCAAGGAUUUUUCUCAUAAACCCCUGGAUUUAGCAUUAUUCUUCCGCAGCAUUGGAUAUAUUCUUGUCUGUUGCAGUUCACAAGAGCAAAGUUUUCCUUCCACUGCUAUGUUACUGUUCUUCCCAAAUUUAUCUGUCAUGUCCAUAGUUUGAGAAGUGUUAAUGUAUUUUAGGUUUGAAUGUUGUCAUUUUAUUUUAAUAUAUUCUAAUGUGUUUAUUCAUUAGUUACACACCCUUGGGGAUGGGAUUGGUUAUAUAUUUAAAUACAUGACUAUUGUUAUUUGAAUGAGCAAAAUGUAAAAAGUGCCUAAUUGUGGAUAACUUUUUAAAAAACGGAAUCA
This is a messenger RNA of Hemicordylus capensis (graceful crag lizard), 1989 nucleotides long. It is a transcript of the gene AIRE, whose product is annotated as autoimmune regulator. Lineage: Eukaryota; Metazoa; Chordata; Lepidosauria; Squamata; Cordylidae. Gene Ontology annotation, molecular function: translation regulator activity; DNA-binding transcription factor activity, RNA polymerase II-specific; DNA binding. The record is from RefSeq and is a predicted model, not a curated record. The transcript has 13 exons. Gene Ontology annotation, cellular component: cytoplasm; nucleus. Gene Ontology annotation, biological process: regulation of transcription by RNA polymerase II; humoral immune response. The coding region runs from base 34 to 1668 and encodes 544 amino acids.